AUGGGCUGGCAGGUAGGCGACGGAAUGCGCGGAAGGGGGAGGGGACGUGGCGGAGGGAAAGGUGGGCGCGGGUACGGCGGAGGCGCAGGCGGCGGAGCGGGCGGAGGUGGCGCGGAGCGACGCUCUACAGCGGAGCAACACGCUUUUGCGCCACGCGUGCUGGACCCGUCUCUCUCGCAGUACUUCACGGGAAUCGCCACACGCGUGCUGGACCCGUCUCUCUCGCAGUACUUCACGGAAAUCGCCACCGCGUGGGAAGACACCCCCGACCCGCAAGACCGAGCCUCCAUCGCUGCCAAUGCUCUGGAGGAGGCUCGGGGGAAGGAGCACCAGCUUCUGUGGGACACCCAGACCUGCCGCACGCUCGAGCCGCUCCUCUCCGCCGCCCCCCCCCCUGCCGCCGCCCGCUUCCUCGCCGGCGCCUGCUGCUGCGCGCGCAGGAGGGGAGAGGCGGAGGGGGAAGGCGCGGGGGGAGGAGGGGAGGGAUCGGGGGAGCGGGAGGUGAAUGUUUGUCGGGAUGUAUUGGCGCAUGGGCUUGCAUCGAGGGUGAUUGAAGCGGGUCUGCGGAAUAUCCGCGCGUGGGUGACGGGAGAGAGCAGGACACGUGGCAGUGCAGGAUUGGACGAAAACGGGGCAGGAGACGACGAGAACGAGGAGCAGGAUGGGGAGGGGGAGGAGGAGGAAGAAAACGAGGAGGAGACGGAAGGCCAGGGAGAUUUACCGAAAUGGACCGAAACAGUGCGGGUGGUUUUGAAAAAGAUCUGCAAAGAAGUGACGGAGUAUCCCCUAGCAGCCAUGACUAGCCCGGCUUGCUCCCACGUGUUGCGCUCCCUGCUGCUCCUCCUCGCCUGCCGCCCCAUCCACGACACGCCCGCAGCAGCAGAGGGCACGAGGAAGGCCCGGCGGGAUGGGGCUGAUAGCGUGGGUGGGGAGGAGAAGAGGGAGCAGGGCGGGGAGGAGGCGGGGGAGGAGCGGAGAGAGGGUGGGGCCGGGAGAAGGUUCGGCGGCCGCUUGCCUCCGCAGAUCCAGCGGGCAGCUGGAAAUUUCCCGCCGUCCUCUGGUGCGACCUUUCCAGGGCUGCCCGGAAUGGCCGGGCAGGGUGCAGGCUUGGCAGGAGGGAAGGAAGUGGGAGCAGCAGCAGGGGGUGCAGAAGCAGCGGCAGCAGCGGAGAGGGGGAGGAGGGUGGGGGCGGCGUUGGGGUUCCCGGCGCUGCUGCAGCGGGUGGUGGUGGGGGUGACGGCGGCAGCAGCGGGGGCAGACGAGGCGGUGCCGUCAGCAGCAGUGGCGUGGUCGCCCUAUGGGGACUCGUGGACCCUCGCCUGUGACCCCUCUGCUGGCCCUCUGCUGCAGGUGCUGUUGGACGUGAUUCGCGAUGAUGCUGCCCUGCUCACCCACGUCAUCACCUCUCUGCUCCACCUGCCCGAGGCUGCGCUUCGGGCUGCGGCGAAAAAAAGGAAACGGGCAGGGCCGGGCAAGCAAGAGGGAGAGCGUGGGAAGAAGAGAAGCAGAAGAGAAAAGGAGGAGGGGGGAGAGGAAGGAGAUGAGGAGGAGGGGAGAGGAGGAGCAGAGGGGGGCGAGGAAGGGGAGGAAGCGGACCACCAGGUGGAGGAGGAGGUAGGGCAGAUCAUUGAGCUUAUGAAGGACCGAUGUGGCUCGAGAUUCAUGGAGACCGUGAUUCAGCUCGCCCCACAAUCCCUCCGCUCCUCGCUCCUGCGAGUGGCCUUGCUCCCCCACCUGCUGCCCCUCGUGCUGCACCCCAUUGCCAACUACACCGUGCAAACCGCCCUCUCCGCCCUCCACUCCCCCUCCACUCCCUGUCUACCCCUCUUGUCCCUCCGCUCCUCGCUCCUGCGAGUGGCCCUGCUGCCCCACCUGCUGCCCCUCGCGCUGCACCCCAUCGCCAACUACACCGUGCAAACCGCCCUCUCCGCCCUCCACUCCCCCUCCACUCCCUGUCUACCCCUCUUGGUGUUUUCAAGCAGCUUUUUCUCCCUCUCUCCCCCAUCCGCCCCCUUCCCGCAGGCUGUUCUCCUGCUCGCCCCACAGUCCCUCCGCUCCUCGCUCCUGCGAGUGGCCCUGCUGCCCCACCUGCUGCCCCUCGCGCUGCACCCCAUCGCCAACUACACCGUGCAAACCGCCCUCUCCGCCCUCCACUCCCCCUCCACUCCCUGUCUACCCCUCUUGUCCCUCCGCUCCUCUCUCCUCCGUGCGGCCUUGCUCCCCCACCUGCUGCCCCUCGCGCUGCACCCCAUCGCCAACUACACCGUGCAGACCGCCCUCUCCGCCCUCCACUCCCCCUCCGACGUCAAACGCGCCUUCAAGGCGCUGGCGGAGAGGGGGACAGGGGAAGGAGAAGGGGAGGAAGGGGGUGGAAACCGUGGGGAGGAGGGGGGGGAAGCGGGAGGGAGAGGGGAGGGGUUGUUGGCACUGCUGAAGGGGGGCAGGGGCCGGGUGGUGCUGGCGCUGCUGAUUGCAUGUGGACGCACCAAGACAUUUCAGGCGCGGGUGAGUGAGAGCUGCGAUGUUUGGAGCCACUUCUGUGGAUCAGGGAGCGGGGUUGUUGGCACUGCUGAAGGGGGGCAGGGGGCGGGUGGUGUUGGCACUGCUCAUUGCGUGCGGACGCACCAAGACGCCUGUGACAGCCUGCUAGCAGCCCUUUCCUCAUCACCAGCACCAUCACCAGUGGAUGCGGCAGCAGCAGAUGCGGCAGCAGUGGGCGAUCUGCUGUGGCUGGAUGCAUGGCAGGCAGUGAGGGUGAACGACGUGCGCUCCAACCGAGCCAAGAAGCGCCAGCAGCAGCAGGGGUGGGGUUCCGUGCCGGUGACAGAGCGCGGGGCGGUCUCCUUUGUGGGCUGCAUGGCGCUGCAGACCAUCUUCUCGUUUCCCCUGGCGGCGUCGCAGAGGGUGGUGCAGGCGUGUGUGGCGCUGCCGCCCUCCUACCUCAUGCAUCUGGCCACGGAUGUCAAGGGCACCCGCGUGCUCUCCGCCUUCUUCCGUGCUGCCACUGUCCCUCUGGACCUCAAGACCACCAUGCUCAACAGUUUGAAGCCGCGCCUGACGACGAUAGCAGCAGAUCGGCUGGGUGCGUUUGUGGUGUCGGCAGCAUUUGAUGCCAUGACGGUGGAAGGCAAGCAGAUGAUCCUCGCUGAGCUGGCGACGCGCUAUUCGUCGGCGUCGUCCUCUCUGCUGCAGCGGCCUCUCUUCCGUCACAUGAGCCUCGCAGAAUACCUGGAGAGCCCAGAGGCAUGGCAGAAGCAGCAGCAGCGCAAGGAGGGCCUGCUGCGAGAGUUCCAAGACCUGCUUGCGCCUGCUCCCGCUGCCUUACCCUCACUGGCGCCUGCUCCCGCUGCCUUACCCUCACUGGCGCCUGCUCCCCCUGCACUGCCUUCCGCCUCCGCACCUGAUGCCAAGCCUCGUAAGAAGAAGAGAGAACCGACUGUGGAAGUAGCAGCUUCGGCUGUGACUAAGAACACGAAAAGUGGGAAGAAGAGAAGAGGGGGGGGUGAGGGGGAUGAGGGGGAAGAGGGGCGGCAUGGAGGGAGUGAUGUGGGAAGCAGAGGGGGAGGCAAGUCUGGGGAGGCGUUGAGAGGCAUUGUGGAGCAGUUGGAGCUGGGGAGUGAGUUGGCAAUGUUGGGGUUCAGUGGUGACGGUGGGGAAAUGGGACAGGAUGAGAUGGAUGGUGGGAGUGUUUCGAAGAAAAGAAAGGACAAAUCUGCUGGUGCUGCACCCAAGAAAAGAGGCCGUGUGUGA
Messenger RNA from Closterium sp. Naga37s-1, 3750 nucleotides. The record is from the annotation of a GenBank genome assembly. NCBI's taxonomy places the organism in Eukaryota, Viridiplantae, Streptophyta, Zygnematophyceae, Desmidiales, Closteriaceae.